CGUUGUAAUUCAUGCCGAGCUCUGCCUUUCGUGUGAUGAAGGCAACAGAGCGAUGCCGGGGAGAUUGCUUUGCUGCACUCCACGAAGCAGAUUUGAAACCCGUCUUGGACCCGCUUUAGAUGAGAGUUGGAUUAUAGAGUGACCUGCGAUGUCUGUGUCAUAUUGUUCUGUGCAGGGUGCAUUAUACUGUGCUAACUGGGUGUUGGGUCUCAAAUUUGCGCGGUGUCCUUGAUGCGAUCUGUCAGCGAUGUCUCAUAUUUUUCAUACAGGGGGUUGUCGUGCAGGAAGAGCUGGGAUGAGGGCUAGAGCCAAAAGUGUCACAUUGUGAAGAUUUAAGCGACAACUUGAAAGGGCACCGAGAGCCCUUCUCCAAAAAAUGUCUCGGUGCUUCAUCCCCCAGUAUUCGUGUUGCAUUUAAUGCAUAACGAUGCAGUGGACCCCAGAGCACGCCCAGUGGGCAGAACAGCACUUUGACAUCACCUCCACCACCCGCUCCCCGGCGCACAAAGCCGAGGCCUACCGGGGUCACCUGCAGCGGACCUACCAGUACGCCUGGGCCAACGACGACAUCUCCGCACUGACCGCCUCCAACCUCCUGAAGAAGUACGCCGAGAAGUACUCGGGCAUCCUGGAGGGCCCGAGCGAGCGGGCCCUGCUCAGCUCCUACGCCGACGGGGCCCCGGGGCUCCUGAACGGCAGGAAGUCGGAGAGCGAGCCCUGGCAGGAGGCGGUGUACCCCAUGAACUGCGUGCCCGACGUCAUUUCCGUGAGCAAGGCCGGGGCGGCGUCGGGGCUCCCCCCGGCCGACGUCUCGGCCAGCAUGGGCGGCUCCCCCGGGGUGGAGCCCGGCUACUCCAGCAGCAACUGCGGGGGCCUCCACUCGGGGCUCCCGGCUCAGGAAUACGUCUCGGGCUACAACGGCUCGUACCUGCAGUCCGGCUACAGCGGGCAGCCCGCCUCGGCCCUCCCCUCGCCCCACCCCUCCCCCCUGCACAGCGCCGGGCUCCUGCAGCCCCCCCCGCCCCCGCCUCCUCCCCCGACCCUGGUGCCCGGCUACAACACCGGGUCCCCCAACCUCUCCGGCUACAACUACCCUCCCGCGGGGUACCCACCCCAGACUGCCGUGGCGCCCGGGUACAGCCCCGGCGGGGCCCCCCCUCCGUCCGCCUACUUGCCGUCAGGAAUCGCCGCCCCCACGCCCCUGCCUCCCUCCACCCUCCCCGGCUACACCUACCAGUCCCAUAACAUUGCGCCAAUUGCACCGACACCUUUGAACAGCAGUUCAGCCAAUUCCCUGAAAAGGAAAGCUUUCUAUAUGACAGGGCAAGGAGAAAUGGACUCCAGUUAUGGAAAUUUCAGCUACAGCCAACAGCGGUCGACGCAGAGCCCCAUGUACAGGACGGGAGACAGCAGCAUUUCAAGCGUGAGCAGGGGGAAUGGAUUUGACAGAAGUGCUGAGGCGUCGUCUUUGGCGUUUAAGCCGACGAAGCAGCUGAUGGCCCCGGAUCAGCAGAGGAAAUUCAGCGGUCAGUCCGGCAGGGCGCACAGCCCUCCGUCCUUCGCCCCGCCGAAGGGCUCCCUGGGAGGCUCGAGGACUGGCGAGGCGUUCGGCAAGUUCACGUCGCCCGUCAUGGGCGAGCACGGGGACGAGCACAGGUCGCACCUCCCCCACGCCAUGCCGGGGUCGGCGGUUGGCGCAGCUACCUCAUCCGCCCACCCCGCCGAGGACCAGCUGAAGAGCAGCGACCCGCGCCUGGUGGAGCUGGUCACCACAGAGGUCGUCCAGCAGGGCCCCCCGGUGGACUGGAGCGACAUUGCCGGCCUGGAGCUAGCCAAAGCCACCAUUAAAGAGGAGGUGCUCUGGCCCAUGAUGAGGCCGGACGUUUUCAGUGGCCUCCAGGCGCUACCUCGGAGCAUCCUUCUAUUCGGACCUCAGGGAACGGGCCGGAUGCUGCUGGGCCGGUGCCUAGCCAGCCAGCUGGGCGGCACCUUCCUCCGGCUCAGCGGCUCCGCCCUGGCGACCAAGUGGCUGGUGGAGGGGGAGAAGAUCGUCCAGGCCGCCUUCCUGGUGGCCCGGUGCCGGCAGCCGGCGGUGGUGUUCAUCAGCGAGGUGGACAUGCUGCUGUCCGCCCAGGUGAGCGAGGACAGCCCGGUGAACAGGAUCAAGGGCGAGCUCCUGAUGCAGCUGGACGGCGUGCUCAGCUCGCCCGAGGACCAGGUCCUGGUGGUCUGCUCCAGCAGCAAGCCCGAGGACAUCGACGAGUCGCUGAGGAGGUACUUCAUGAAGAGACUCUUCAUACCGUUACCCGACAGCACAGCAAGGCACCAGAUAAUCACUCAGAUGCUCUCACAGCACAACUAUUGCCUCAAUGACAAAGAGGUUGCACUGCUGGUCCAGCGGACGGAGAGCUUCUCCGGCCUGGACGUGGCCCGUUUGUGUCAGGAGGCGGCGGUGAGCCUUCUCCACGCCAUGCCCGGCGCCGACCUCACCGCCAUCCUGCCCGGCCAGCUGAGGCCCGUCACGUACCAGGACUUUGAGAACGUUUUUUGCAAAGUCCAGCCCAGUAUAUCACAGAAAGAAAUGGACACGUACAUGGAAUGGAACAAAAUGUUUGGGUGCGGCCAGUGAAGGGGAAGUUGGCAAGAACCGCAUGGGCGGCCGAGCGAGCGAGCGAGCGAGCGGACGGGUCUGUUCGAGAAGGACGGACGACGGCGCCCUCCAGCCGGGGGAGCGGAAGUGCAGACAGCAGCGGACGCCGUCUGGACAGACUUGAAACGACUGCGCUUUAAAAACGGGAGCCGGUAAAUCUACGAGUCGCAAACACAGAUCUUAUUUCAUGCUUGAUACUGCUGAAGCCAGCGUCACUUACAAAGGUGCAAGUGAGGUGACUUUGAAACGAUGGAGGCCCUCUGUUUGUAUAUAUCAUUCUGCUGUUCUUGAGAUUUAGUUGCUAUCAAGUGCCUAAAGUGGUGCUUUUAUCAUUUUGUAUUAUUAUUUGUUUGCCUCACAAUCUACAUUGGUGGCAUGUGCUAAUAUUAAGAGCUUUAACUUCAAACACAAGACUAAAACUAGAGAUGUGCUGUUAUAGGAGACAGUCUGAUUUUUGCCAUUGUAAGAGCAACAGUAUUCCUCAAUUGGGCCUGUUCUGCAGUACCAUGUGAGAACGGGAGCAGAUAGGGUAAUGGUAAUCCGGACCCUAAUUUGUAUAUGUCAUUUCAGUGUUCUGCCUGCAAAAACUCAGGAAAGUGAUUGUGAUUUGUACAGUACCUCAUAAGAUUGUGUGGAAGGCACUAUGUACUGCAUUAGGCUUGGUUUCUGAUUUAUACAUGAUCUGAAAAUGUAGGUUUACCUCAACAGGCUUAAUAGGAAAUGGCAAGAACAUGACGAUGAAUGUACCAGAUGUAUUCUGGAGAGAUGGGACAUAGUCAAUAGUAAGAAUUUGUUUUCUUUUCCAUGAAUUAAAGUGAAGAAUUUUUAUUGUGUUUUUUUUUUUUUUUUUUUUGAUUUACCUUUUUGAGAUGAGAGAGUUAAGGCCCAGUUUCUUGAUUUGUGUUUCUUCUCAAAUUCCAAAUUAUGUAUCAGUGUCCUGAUACUGAACUUCAGCCGCAGUACAUGAGAAGUGUAGGCCUACCGGUUAUUAUGGGAUGGGCGUAGUUGAUGAAGUUGAGGUAAUUCUAUUAAACCCUGCCCACAUGAAGAAUAAAAACAAAAAACAAAAACAGAACCCAUGUCGCGUAAAAUGCUACCGUGCUACCCCUGGCUCUCCUAUUUUGGAGAGCAUGUGGCAGGGCAGGAGCCAAAUUAAGACUUGCAUCUGCUGCUCAUAUUGUACAAGCUGAGCAUCUGGGGCCUGAAAAGGAUAAAUUGUUCUCCCCAAACACACAACGAAAUGGCUGUUGGUAGAGUAUGUGACUCCGCUGCUGCUGUCACGUGUAUAACAGUGGCUAAGGAUUACGUAUCACGUAUGCCAUACUUUCUGUUCUACCUCAGUCUAGGGUCAUUCUCUCUGAAAGCAGAACAUCUUAGGAUGGCUAGAUAUCAGAAACCCUUUGGUGUACUGAAUCAGUCUUUUUGAACAAAAAGAACGAAGGGUGUUGCCUUGGAUUUAAGUCGGUCGCGGUGCCCAAGCAGUCCUCUUUAGCUCUUUCGUACUUCUGUUUCCCCCGGUCCCCAGACAGAGGGAGGUUUUCCCAUCUGGAAAAGCUGUCACGGCCUGUCAUUUGGCAUGCGCCACUCCGUUCAGCUCGCUCCGUUUAAUGAUGCUAUGCUUGGAGUGCAGCUGUUUGCAAUGUCACGAAUGAGCACUGGGUAACAAGUCUGAGCAAGUCCGAGCUUUGGAAACAUGGGGAAGUCCAUUUACCUGCAUGAGAAAAAUGAAGCCUUGCAUUUGAAUGUAUUUUUAUUUUGCCUUUUCUUUUUAUCUUGUAUCAUUAUGAAAACUGUUGCUAAGCACUAGUCCUGUGGUAUGUAGCCAUACCACUUCAUACCACUGAAGGUUUUAAGAGCAGUUUAUAACAGGUGCACUGAGCGUUGUUUGUUUUCUUUCUCACACCAGUUUGUUUUGGUUUUAUUUUCCUGUCAUUGUAUGAGAAGUCAAGUAAUUCAUCCGUAUUUAUUACAUUUUUCAGUUAUUAUUUAAUUGUUGUUAUUCAUUUUUCAUGAAGUGACUACUUUUCCACUUUUAUGUUUUCCAUUGCUUGUUCCAUGCCAUUAUAGCAUCCAUUGAGAUACAGAGCGAUCUUCUAUUGAAUGUAUACUAACAAUAUUUCUUUUCCCUUUGAUGUAACAUGUUCCUAAAGACUACUGCCCUUGUUUGACCCAUAAAAUGACGUACAGUUGGCCUUAAACUGGUAAGAAAUAUGAUGUCCUCCUGACAGCUCUCUCAUUUAAAUUUCCCUAAGAGAGGUCAUACACUAAGAUGCCACACACUAAUAUUUUAUAAUUAGGGUGAUUGAAAAAGAGCGUUAAUAAUCCCAACAAAAGUGUUCAUUUGAAAUUCAUAAAUUUUCCUUGUUUGGCCAUAAACUUGACGUAUGGUUGUUGCAUCCAAUUUAAAACUUUUACUGAGGAUUAUUUUAAAAUAUAUACUUUGCCAGAAAUCUGUUUUAAAAUAUAAUUUAUAUACAUUAUGAAUGAACACUGUACGGUAAAGUACUGGAGAAGAUACUCUAGGGGCACUUAAAUGCAUUACUGUGUGGGGGAAAAAAGGAGUGUUACUAUGUUUAACAUUUUUUGCCCUCGUUAUUUAACCACUUUUGAAAUAUCAAUUUCAUCACGUAGCUUAAAACUCUGAAUCUAAUGAGCAAUUAAUCGAAAUGUCCUUUAAAAUAUUUGAUUUAUCUGAUACUAAUCUCUAUUUUCAAUCACCCUUGAAGGAACGGCAAAUUCAACAAUACAUUUUGUUUCCACGUGAGUUAAUUGUGCUCAAACUGGAAAUCUUUUUCUUUAAUUAGAAAAUGCUAAGCCAUGCUGCUGGGUGUUUAUCUGACAGGGACUGUGCAUUUUUUUUUUUUUUUUUUUUUUUUGUGUCUGUGUGUUUCAAGUCUUUGAUGGCAGUGGACAGGUUUAACUGAGGGCAGUGUAUUCUUCUCCCACCUUUCGGUUAUUUACUCUUUUACACUCGGCUCAAAAUUGGAGAUGCGUGUAGCUAUCAGUCUGUUCAUUAACUAAACCCACUUUUUUUCAGAAAUAUGGACAGACAUAAUUAUUCCACAAAACAAGGAGUGUUGCCUAAAUUAGGUGCAAUGGUAUGUGUGCUUUGCUAAUUCAGCUUCAUCCGCCAUUGCAGUUCUAUAUUUAUUCUGUAUGUCCCUUCAUAGAAGAGAUUAAGCACUCAAGCAAGAAAUUGCACUUCUAUUUUACAUUUGAGAGACACCAGAAUGGAUCCGCACAGCACAGAGAGUAGCCCAACUGCUGCCUGUCCAAUAGUAAAUAACUAGGAAAAAUCCACCUGCAGUACAUCAAGGUUACAAGCACAUUCAUUACUUCUCAUACAAUUCAACCAAAUCACUUGAAAUUUAUUUUUAACCAACAUUUGUCCCUUUUUUUCUUCCUGUUUUAGUUUUAUACAAAACUGCUAAGGAUGAUGUUUUUUUCACGUCUGUAUCUUAUGUUUAUAUUCGAGCAUUGUUCUUUAUAAACAUUUCUACCUCAUUGCUACAUAUUGUACAUGUAGUAUUUAUUUUAUGUCUUUUUGAAUGUCAUGCAUUUGUAACAAAAACAAAAAAAAACAUGAAAAAAGACUUGUCCUUGAACUCGAACAGUCUACCUCACAAAGAC
Anguilla anguilla (European eel) is the source of this 6280-nucleotide messenger RNA. RefSeq names its product fidgetin (gene fign). The transcript has 2 exons. Gene Ontology annotation, molecular function: microtubule severing ATPase activity; ATP binding; ATP hydrolysis activity. The record is from RefSeq and is a predicted model, not a curated record. NCBI's taxonomy places the organism in Eukaryota, Metazoa, Chordata, Actinopteri, Anguilliformes, Anguillidae. The coding region runs from base 428 to 2629 and encodes 733 amino acids.